This is a messenger RNA of Strongylocentrotus purpuratus (purple sea urchin), 2993 nucleotides long. RefSeq names its product CUB and zona pellucida-like domain-containing protein 1. NCBI's taxonomy places the organism in Eukaryota, Metazoa, Echinodermata, Echinoidea, Camarodonta, Strongylocentrotidae. Gene Ontology annotation, biological process: negative regulation of inflammatory response. The record is from RefSeq and is a predicted model, not a curated record. The transcript has 10 exons. The coding region runs from base 56 to 2941 and encodes 961 amino acids.
AACUUCGGUAGUGGGCCCAAGAUCGUGCGGAGGGACAAUUGGGCUGAGCAACUCGAUGCCAGAAUUUACACUCAACUCCCCAUACUACUACCAACCCUCGUCAACUGCUUAUGUGAGCUGCUACUGGUAUGUACAGGCUCCCUCGGGACAGGAGGUUCAUCUGACAUGGUUGGACAUUGACAAUCCAAAUCAAUAUGUUUAUCUCUAUGACUACCCAUCCUCUACCAGCUACCAAAUUUCCUCUACAGGUGGAGACAUUGACGUGGAUAUAUCACCUGUGGUUUCCUCACGUGGUGGAUGGACAGUACAAUACACUGACAGCUACUCUGGGAACAAUGGAAGAGGCUUCCUUGCAGAGUUCAGUCUGAGAGACACACCAUAUUAUUCGAGCGCGGCUUCAUGCGGAGGUACGAUUCCACUGACACAGUCUUCACCAAAUGCUACCUUCUCCACCCCGUACUACUAUCAGCUGUCUACAUCUAAUGUUAGGAUGGAGUGUCGGUGGUAUAUUACAAGUCCUUCAGGAAAACAGGUCCAACUGACAGUACUUGAUCUAGAGACAGGCAGUUCUGAAUACAUAUACAUUUAUGACCAUCCGACUUCCAGUAGUUCUAGUUACCGGGUAUCUUACUUGUCCGGACGCCUGGAAUCGCCUGCUACUGUCUUGUCGUCACGGGGCGGAGUGCUAGUGCGUUACUACGAUUCCAGCUCUGGUUAUAACGGCCCAGGAGUCCUGUUCGAAGCGAGGAUUCUAGAUGCAAUGCCCUCGGAGGUGUCGGGUUUCUGUGGCGGAGUGAUUCCUUUGAGUACAAGUACACCAAGGGUCACAACAACCACUCCUUUGUACAAUCGAAAUUCGGCAUCAGAUGUUACCAUCGACUGCUGGUGGUACGUCAGAAGUCCCUCGGGCAAGCAAGUCGAAAUGAGUAUACACGACCUCCAGACUGAAAACGAGGAUGUGUAUGUAUACGACUAUCCAUCGUCAUCGUCGAACUACCCAGUUUCCUCUCUUCGUGGUAAUGUCAGCGAUUCUACGGUGGUUUCAACGAGAGGAGGUUUCUCUGUAGUUUUCGACGAUCGAUCGACUAGUAGAAAUGGUCAUGGUUUUGCCAUGGACGUCGCACUGACAGAUGAACUUUCGUGGGAUAGUGUUGGCAUUGAUUCCUGUGGUCAAACGGUACACCUCGACAGUUCAUCACCAUCUAUUGUCUUUAGAACACCGACUUAUCCUGUCGAGGUUGUGAAUGACCUGUACAACUGCUACUGGUAUCUCACCUGCCCUUACGGAUACCGGAUCUCAUUGCUUUUCAAUGAUUUCGACACUUUCUCCGGCUCCCGCUUCAGGGUUUACGAUGCCUCUUCCGUUUCGUCAACCUAUCAGUUGGCCGAAAUAUCAUCUAGUUCCACACCAGGUUCUGCAGCUAUCCAGUCAUCCAGCAACAGUCUAACGCUUUUCUACAAUGAUGUUGACUGGAGUGACGUAACAAGGCAACGUGGAAUACUCGCUGGUGCCUCCAUUGUUCCGUCAGGAGAACCAACUUGGGACCAGGUUGAACCGAUGUCUUCAUGUGGUAGCGCUGUAUCACUGACUGACCAAGAUAGUCGUAUCACGCUCACAACCCCUGAUUACCCGGAUGUAAAUGGCGACUACUACGAGUGCACGUGGUUUGUAGAAUGUCCCAGCCAAACGGCAGUUCGAAUCGAUUUUAACGACUUCUGGCUUGAUUCUCAAGGGUAUCUUCGCGUGCAUGAUGGCCCGACAACUACUAAUUCCGUGAUACAACAAUCAACUGGUUCAAGCAUACCUGAUGGAGUGGUUUCAAGCAGCAACGUCAUGACAGUCCACUACUACAACAACCGCGGGACCUCGGGCAAAGGAGCAAGUUUUGAAAUGAGCUGUGUAUUCGAAGUCAACCUGGACUGUGACAGCACAUCCAUGACGGUUUUCCUUGACAGAAGGAUGCUAUCAAACGGAACUAAUGCAGAAGAUGUCCAUUUCGAAAAUGACGAUUGUGUGGGGAUCAACCAUGAUACCACUCAAAUCGUUCUAUACACCAGAUACGACAGGUGUUCAACCAGAUUACAAGAAACUGAGACCAGCAUCAUCUAUUCUAACGUGGUGACGUACAACACACCUCAACCGAUCCCAGGCACAGAAAUAACGCGUGAGAACAUCCUUAAGAUCCCUGUCAAAUGUGAGCUUGAUCGCCAUCGUCUCCUAGGUGAUUCCUUCGUCCCGAAGGUCGGCGAGAUAGUGUUCAAUGAAACGGGCUACGGUGACUUUUCUCUUCGACUCGAUCGCUACACAGAUGCGACCUUCGACGAGUUCGCAGGUGACGACGAAGGCGAGAUCAUUCUUGGAGAACAUCUUUACUUCGCGGUUAACCUGACAUCUGUGCCUGGCUUGACUGUCUUUAUCGAUAACUGCUGGGCCACGCCAUCUCAGUACCCGAACGAUGCAAAGAGUUACAUCUUCCUCGACAAUGGAUGCUCAGAGGAUCCCACCAUGCACAAAUUGUACUCUCCUGAUCCGUCAUUCUCCAAGUUUGUCAUCGACGCUUUCACCUUCAUCGAGGAAAACCCACAGGUUUUCGUUCACUGUGAGGUGCUCGUUUGUAAUGAUAAUGACCCGUCGUCUCGGUGUUCCCAGGGAUGUAAGUCUAGAUUCAGACGUGGUAGCCGUCACACCCGUGGAACAAGCUCCACCCCUCAUCUAAUCUCUAAUGGACCUCUGUCGACUGUCCACACUAUGAAUGCCGCGGAAGCACACAACUCUGAUGGUUCGCCCGUCAGUAUGGAAUCAGGCAUUUUGAUUGGAGUGCUCGCGUGUAUCACGUGUUUGAUUGUUGCCGUGGUAGCCGUUGUGCUCUACCUAAUACCAGCGAGUCGCAGGUCCCAACAUGGCUACCAUCGAGUGAAGAUCAACGAAGAUGAUGAAUGAAGUUGAAACAUCAGUUAUCAAAGAGAAUAUUGAGUUCUAGGAGUAAUGAGAA